Aureobasidium subglaciale EXF-2481 is the source of this 1950-nucleotide messenger RNA. RefSeq lists its product as uncharacterized. Gene Ontology annotation, molecular function: transmembrane transporter activity. The record is from RefSeq and is a predicted model, not a curated record. Gene Ontology annotation, cellular component: fungal-type vacuole membrane. Gene Ontology annotation, biological process: transmembrane transport. The transcript has a single exon. NCBI's taxonomy places the organism in Eukaryota, Fungi, Ascomycota, Dothideomycetes, Dothideales, Saccotheciaceae. Bases 391 to 1791 code for a protein of 466 amino acids.
GAGAUUAUCCAGCGGACGAGAUGAGUGGUGAGGUUUUGGAAGAUAGAUCUUCACGUCCCAGUGCGUUGUCGAACAGGAGACCGUCAGCGUGAAGGUCGUAAAGACUCAAAGCUGGAGGAAGCUGCCGAGCUCCGAGGGAGCGUACGCGGCCCACCGUUACGACGCCCCAGCCAUCUUGUUUUCGUGAAUGUACCGUCUUGACUUCAAACCCUCCUUCUCUGACUCACAUAGUGUCGCUUGAUGAAAUAGCUGACGUGAACGAACGCAUUCGAAGAUUGACAUUCUUGAGCUUAGAACGCGCUGCAUUGAAAGUAGACAAUUCAACGUAGAAGCCUCAAGACAACGUCAGGACAAACCUAUGCAGCAAACCUCAAAUUUCCAAUCCACACCAUGCUCGCCAAAAUCAAGGAUGAAUUGGGCAUCGAUACGUUGCUCGCGGCCCCGAGAGAUGUGUAUAUCAUUCUCUUGACAAGAACUCUGCGCAUGUUCGCUUACGGCUCGAGUACCCUAAUCUUGGCCCUCCAUCUCUCAUCUCUUGACAACUCGGAUACAUUGAUUGGCAUUUUCAUGUCAUUGACACUCAUCGGUGAUGUCUUGAUCUCUUUACUUCUUACUUUCGUCGCCGAUUCGCUAGGCCGCCGCAAGAUUCUUCUUGUGGGCUCUGUGACGAUGGCACUCAGUGGUGUUGUCUUUGCUACUCAGACCAAAUUCUGGAUUCUAUUGCUCGCCGCGGUCGUUGGAGUCAUCUCUCCGAGUGGCAACGAAAUUGGUCCUUUCCGUGCUGUGGAAGAGAGUACGCUGGCACAUUUGAUCCCAGCUGCACAACGCAGUGAUGUUUUCGCUUGGUAUGUCGUCGUUGGAACCUUCGGCACCAGUGUCGGUGCACUGCUUGGUGGUUGGCUUGUCACUGGUCUGGGUGCCGAAGGUGGCAACACCUUGGGCAGUUACCGUUUUAUUUUCUGGUUGUAUGCCUUGAUCGGCUGCGUCAAGUCUGGCCUUACCUUUCUCCUCAGCGAUGCUUGUGAGCUCGAGAGAGUUGUUCAGAAACAGAGUGCAGAAGUCGGCAAUGCAGAGGAAGCCGAAACCUUUCUCGGUCAAUCUCAAUCGAAUCAAGCACCGAAACCGUCAAGCAAAUGGGCUUUCUCUCAGAUCAGCCCUUCAUCUCGUGCCACACUGCUCAAGCUCUCUGGUCUUUUCAGUAUUGAUAGUCUGGCUUCCGGCAUGGCAUCGAUAUCGCUAACCACCUACUUCCUCUCGGAAAAGUUCGGCUCAGCUCCAUCUUCUCUAGGCACGAUCAUGGCCUUUGCCAGUCUGAUGUCGAGUAUUGGCAACAUCGCCGCCAGCAGUGUUUCCAAAAGAAUCGGUUUCAUCCACACAAUGGUGUUUACACACCUGCCUUCGGCCAUCUUCCUCGCCAUGAUGCCUGCACCCAACUCACUAGCCUUGACCGUCUUUUUCAUUGUGGCCAGAGCAACUCUUGCAUCGAUGGAUCAAGCUCCUAAAUCUGCCUUCCUCUCCGCAGUUGUGCAGCCAUCUGAACGUACGGCAGUCAUGGGCGCGCUGAAUACCGUAAAGACAGCGGCACAGAGUGCAGGACCUCUACUCACGGGUGUGUUGGCACAGAACAAGCAUUUCGGUGUUGCUUUUGUGAUGGCUGGAAUCAUGAAGGCUGGAUAUGAUUUGGGCCUUUUGUAUUGGUUUGCUGAGAGUAAGAUGAGGGGAGGUUCGGCUGAUGAGGCUAGGGAGAGAGUGAGGCAGCAGGAAGAUGAGGAGGGUCAGGAACUUAGAUAAUAGAACUUUUGUUGUUUCUAAGCUUGAGAAUCCUUAAUGCUGAAGUGCCUUAUUUGGUCAUAUUGAGACAAUACCAUCUCCUUGAUGUCUUUGUGAAGCUUAUCAGGAAGCAAUUAGGACGUAUCUUACGACGGAGAUAGAUUAUAUGUUCUCAUUUUA